Molecule: messenger RNA, 432 nt
Organism: Saccharomycopsis crataegensis
Lineage: Eukaryota; Fungi; Ascomycota; Saccharomycetes; Ascoideales; Saccharomycopsidaceae
Exons: 2
Coding region: 1-432 (143 amino acids)
Source: RefSeq, a predicted model, not a curated record
AUGUUUUCAGAUCCUGCUGGAUUCAAAGCUAAUGUUGAGCGGAUUAGAAAUCCCACAAGCUCAUUUAUAUCUAAUCAUUUGCUUGAAAAUAUCUCCAUUAGCGGUCUCAAAGAAGUUUUCAACUAUAGAUUGCUGAGAGAUCAGUUGAAGGAGCUGAUACCAAAAAUUUCUUGGAAAAUUGAUAUUCCACAAGACAUUAUUGAACCUAUUGGAAAUCUGGUAUUGAAUGGUGACCCAGAUAAUUCUUUCGGGCAAAUAACCACUUCUAAUAAUAAAUUAUUUAUUGACGAAAUAGGCCUGGUUCACCUUUAUAAUGUUGGUUUGGUACAUCGCAUGUUGACUCACUUAUAUGGUAGUGAUAAAUCAUUUGGCGCCCCAGAAGUGCUUUUUGCUAUCUGCUCUGACAGAUUUCAUGAUAAUAAGAGGGUCUAA